Stegastes partitus (bicolor damselfish) is the source of this 1508-nucleotide messenger RNA. It is a transcript of the gene nkapd1, whose product is annotated as NKAP domain containing 1. Bases 109 to 915 code for a protein of 268 amino acids. The transcript has 6 exons. NCBI's taxonomy places the organism in Eukaryota, Metazoa, Chordata, Actinopteri, Pomacentridae. The record is from RefSeq and is a predicted model, not a curated record.
UGUGCGACGACAUUACGUACAGUGGAAGUACUGGUGGAGGCUGCGCGCUGUGUUUCCUUCUUCUUGAAUGCUGCUCGUUUCUGAAAGUAUCCCACGUCAGGUGCCAUCAUGGCUAAGCAGCCGUUGGGGAAGACGUUGCUGAGGAAUGUAAUCCGCCACACAGAUGCCCACAAUAAGAUCCAGGAAGAGAUGGAUAUGUGGAAAAUGCGAGACUGGGAGAUCCAAAUGUCCCACCACAAACAUUUGUCAGAUGCAGAGUGUGUGAGAGGACGUAUGCACUGCGACCGGGUGUCAGACCAACCUAAAGACUUCAGCCGAAGCAGAGAGCGGGUCUCAGAACACGAUGACAGAGAGGCUCGAUACUGGACUCGCAAACUGUAUGACUUCGAGGCCAAUGAUCCUGACAGAUGGGGACACAGCGGCUUCAAGGAACUUUAUCCUGAAGAGUUCGAAAGUGAUGGUGAGGGAAGCGGUGCCACAAAGAAGAUUGGUCGUCACAAGAUUAAAAAGUCCAAGUCUGACACAGAAGCAUGCUUAUCAAAACGAUCCAAAAAAUCCUCCCGAAAGAAGAAAAAGAAAAAGAAGAAAAAAGGUGAGGAAGAAAAGCGUAAGAAAGCGGAGUCCUCGAGCAGCGACUGCAGCACCGAUGACAGCGGCGCCACCAAAGACAAGCAGAGGAGAAAAAGGACUAAAAGUCGACACAAGAACAAGAAAAGCACGAAAAGCAGAGCGAGAGAUGAGGACAGCGGCUCGGGGGACAGUAAUGACGAGGUUAAAAGGGAGAGGCGGACUCGCAAAAAGCGAAAGCAGGACUCCCACAAAGACUCAGACUCUGGGCCGAACUCGAAAAAGAAGAGGAGGAAAGACUGGAAAGCAGCAGGAGAGGAGAGCUCAGAUGUUAGUUCUGCCGACUGAGAUGUAUGGACGCGAACAGGCGAGCAGCUCAGGUAACGGCCAGGAAAACCACUGCAGAUUCCUUUGUUCGCCUUAACUGCACAGAGGGCUUUUCACUGCAGGGCUCUUCUGUAUUGUACUUUGUUCGACAUCAACAAACCUGUGCUGUCGGUCCUCUCCGUGGGCGCUCUGCGUAGCAAUAACUCAUCACCUCUGCAGUGGCUUGAAGCACACAGUACCGCAGGCAGCAUGAAGAGGGAUGGUGGGGUAUCCUCCACCCGCCUCAUCAGAAAUUCUGUGGGCUGCAGGAUCAUUGAUUGAUCACCGACUCUUCCCUCAGACGGCCUGCCUCGUGUGGAAACCUAUCCUGAAAUGACCAGUGUUUUUAUUAUCUAAUUUAAGAACAACAGAAUUAUGCAACUCUCCUCAUCUGUUAUGACAUGUGGUGAAUUUGCUUUUAAUAUUUGUACGCAGCAUUUAUAUUCAUGUUUUCUUAUAAAUAUUUUUGUUAUUUAAAAUGGUGGAACAUGCAUUUUUAAAGGAUGAUAUCCAAUAUUUUUGUAGUUGUCAACAAAUCCCAUUAAAUGGCAGAUUAAAAUGAAGUAUUGACUGUG